Molecule: messenger RNA, 1337 nt
Organism: Dendroctonus ponderosae (mountain pine beetle)
Lineage: Eukaryota; Metazoa; Arthropoda; Insecta; Coleoptera; Curculionidae
Product: chromobox protein homolog 3
Exons: 4
Coding region: 244-792 (182 amino acids)
Biological process (GO): chromatin organization; negative regulation of transcription by RNA polymerase II
Cellular component (GO): pericentric heterochromatin; nucleus
Molecular function (GO): chromatin binding
Source: RefSeq, a predicted model, not a curated record
CUAAGGGGGUAUGUUCUGUGGCGUCGAUCAAGAUUGGCUUUUGUGUUUGAUUUGUUGUGCUUAAAGCGGGUAUAGUUUUCAUCAGCUUAUUGAUUGUAAUUAGUGAUAUUCGCGGUUUAUAGGAAGCAACUUAUUUAUUUGGAACUUACUGAGCAAUUGCCCCUUCAACUCAUUCGCCUUCCACAGUUCCAAACAAAUCAACUAAUUAAACAAAGCAUUUCCAGGGAUUAAAUAUAUCUCGAAAUGAGUAAGAGGAGUAGCCCAGUUCCUGCUGCCGCAGAUCCACCAGCACCUGAAGAAUAUGUCGUAGAGAAAAUCAUAGAUAGUCGAGUUAAUGAACAGGGUGUUAAAGAGUACUUCCUCAAGUGGAUAGGAUACGAUGACAAAGAUAAUACGUGGGAGCCUGAAGAGAAUUUAGGUAUGAACGAUUGUCCUGGAUUGAUUGCAGCUUUCGAAGCAGAGAGAGCGAAAAAGAAGGAAUCCGACGUAAAAAAACGAAAAUUAAGUUCAAGUAGCCAAGAAAAAGAAAAUAAAAACUCAAAACCUAGAAAAGACGACAAAAAAUGUCUUGGCUUUGAUCGAGGCCUUGAACCCGAUACAAUUAUUGGGGCAACUGAUAGUCCAGGGCAAUUGAUGUUCUUAAUGAAAUGGCAUGGUACUGAUGAAGCAGAUUUGGUACCAGCAAAACAGGCGAAUAUUAGAUGCCCCCAGAUCGUCAUCAAGUUCUACGAAGGGCGCUUAAGAUGGCACCCACCUGCUCAAGUUGCAGGAGGCGAUAAUAAGGAGAAUUAAGUGGCAUUUAAUGGUAGCAAUUAUGUUUUAAGUUAGUUUAUAAUGAAGAACAUUUAUAAUCGUAUUCUUUUCUGAAGAAAAGUGUGCAAUCAAAUUCAGUCUAUUCGUUUUUUGUGAAAAUUUCGAUUGGCAUUGAAAAUUUCACCGCUUGAAAACGCAUUGGAAGGUUUUCACCUUCCAAUGCAAAACCAAUGUUCUAUUUUGAUUAGUCACUUAUCCACCAUUUUACUGUCAGUAGAUUGAUGUGAAAAUGCAGUUUUUGAAAAUUAUUUGCUGGGUGUGAGGUGCGACUACGACCGCAUGCCAAUAUGUGGAAUUGUGUUAUUCUUUUUGCAUGCUUAUAAAAUCGGAAUUAACUGUAUUAACCAAUUUAAUUUUGAUAUAUUUUUGCUCCAUUCGAGCAACAAAUUCGAAUGUUUCGACCCCAUAUAACUGCAUAGUACCAAUCAUAGUUCAUGAUUUUAUAGCGCUUCUCAGAAGAUGUCCUGGCAUUUAAAAUUACCCUGUAUUUUCAUGACUAAUAAAACUCCUUUUGGUUCAUUGAA